Molecule: messenger RNA, 2280 nt
Organism: Phyllostomus hastatus (greater spear-nosed bat)
Lineage: Eukaryota; Metazoa; Chordata; Mammalia; Chiroptera; Phyllostomidae
Gene: ADGRD2
Product: adhesion G protein-coupled receptor D2
Source: RefSeq, a predicted model, not a curated record
AUGGUCAAAGGUCCGGAGAAGGGGAUGCUGCCCGGGGAAAAGGGGACAUGGGAGCGGCUUCGGAGCAGGGGAAAGACACGGGGUCUCUCUGGGACCCCCUCCAACUCCCCAGGAGAAUCGAGGAGCCCUCGGGACACAGCCCCAGUGGCCCUCGGUGAGGUGGUGGAGACGGCAGGUGGGGGAUGCAAGUUCCCAGGGCAGCGGCUGAGCUGGUGGCACGCCCAAGAGUCCUGCGCGCAGCAGUUUGGCCACUCGGCACUGGGUGCCCCAGGUGGGGUCCUCGCUUCACCGCUGCCCGACACCAUCUGGGUGGCCCAAAGAAAAGCCCCUUUACAAAGAGGCCCACGGAGGCAUGAGUGCGCGCGAACCACAGCGGCGCUGGUUCUCCAAGAGAGGACCACAGACCCGGCGGCACAGCUGCGGAAACCCCUGCCCGCGCUGGGGGCGCUGACGGUGUGCGUGCACCUGCAGUGGGACGCUGCCUCUACCGACACCGCCGCGCUGUUCUCUCUCGGCGCGCCAACGCUGGCUAACGCGCAGCAGCUGCGCGCUUUGGCCGAGCCUGGCAGCGCCGUGCCCGUCGUGCUUCUGGUGCGCGGGCACCACGAGCCCUUCCUCGCUGCCCUCCUCGCGGAUGGCCGCUGGCACCACAUGUGCGCCACAUGGGAGCAGCGUGGCCGGCGCUGGGUGCUGUGGGACCGGCGGCGGCGCGGAGGAGUUCAGGGACUGGGCGCAGGAGUUCAGGGACUGGGCGCAGGCCAGCUGGUGCCACCUGGCGGCAUCCUCGUGCUGGGUUAAGAUCAGGAUUCUCGGUGGUGUCUUCUCCGUGGGUGAUGCCUUUGGGGCAACCUCACCGACUUCCACCUCUGGGCCCAGGCACUGAGCACCACGCACGCACAGGCCUGUGCGCCGCCCACCGACAGCCUGCCCUUCUGCUGGGACUCGGGCGUCCCCGACCUCACACCCUGGCGGCUGCUGCUGCCACCGGUGCAGGUGCGCCUUCUCUGUCCCAUGCCCUCAGAGGAGUGCCCUGCGUGGGACUCAGGACCCUGCAUCCAGGGCUCUUUGCCCCGCCUGCGGCGAUCCCAGCCCGGCGCCCCUUCCGCGGAGACCUAUCGGCGGCUGCAGGAGGCCCAGCCAUGGUCUGGCCAGGAUGUUAUCAGCCGAGUCAAUGCCGCGGACAAGGCCAUCGUGGAAGGCCCUGGCAGAGCCCAAGUGUGGGCCCCGGGGAUCCCCCCCGACAGCCAGACCAGCAGUAAGUGGCCCCUCUGCCCACGGCUCCUCCCUGACCCUCUCUCGGAAGCCCAUGGAGACCUGCCCCCUGACAAGGCCUCCAGCUUCCUGGAGGGAGUCCUGGCAAAGGAGGCCACUCUUCUGGGGCUGGCUGCGCUGCUGGCUGUCGUACACUUCCUGAAGAGGGUGACAGCCCUUGGGGCUGUGGGGCCAGAGGCCUUGACGGGACCCUGGGAGGAGCUGGGCCAAGGCGUCCCCUCUGUGGCCAGCAUGGUCCCGGAGCAGCGGCCGGCUGGUGCGUGGCUGUCGGUCAGCGAGAAUCUGCUGACCGCCUCAAGUGCGAUGUCCUCCGAGCUGAGUGUCCAGCCACCGUAUCUGCCGAAAAGGCCCGGGCACUCGAGAACACCAGUGACGCUGUCCAGAUGGAGCUUGAGAGAGGCCAGCGCAGAGGGCUGCGUGUUCACAGUGCCCGGCGGGCACCCGGAGGGGCGCCGCCUGCAGGUCCCCGCAGCUGAAGUGAGGCGGCUCCUUGGGAAAGGCGGAUUGCGGCACACCCACGUGGGCUCAGCCGUCAUUUCUUCUGAGCUCCGGGACGAGACCGGGGAGGUCACCACAGCUGUGACUUUUCACUGGCGACACCAAGCCCAGAAGCUGGCGGAGCCGGUCUGCGCCUUCUGGAACUUCAGCAUCUGGGCGGCUGUAAGGCCCCCGCGGGUCCUGCAGCCCGUGCUGGGCCUGACCUGGCUGCUGGGCACGCUGGUGCACCUCAGCCCGGCCUGUGCCUACGCCGCCGUGGGCCUUAAUUCCUUCCAGGUACCUCCAGGCCCUGGAGCCGUUACCAGGCUGGCAGGCUCUGGCAGCAGCCGGGAGGUGCAGACUGCAUGCUGGCAGAUCCUGAAUGCCAAGGCCACGGUGCGGCGUGAGGGAGUUAUCACCAAGGCUGUGGAGCUGAUGGCAUUCAAGUCUUCAGGUAACCUGAGCCAGAGGCGCGAAGGAGUGAAGGCUGCCAGCUGCGUGUCCUUCGAAGAGCCUGCCCCACCCUCCUGA